Penicillium brevicompactum is the source of this 1602-nucleotide messenger RNA. Its product is annotated as MFS transporter. The record is from RefSeq and is a predicted model, not a curated record. The coding region runs from base 1 to 1602 and encodes 533 amino acids. Gene Ontology annotation, molecular function: transmembrane transporter activity. The transcript is spliced from 2 exons. NCBI's taxonomy places the organism in Eukaryota, Fungi, Ascomycota, Eurotiomycetes, Eurotiales, Aspergillaceae. Gene Ontology annotation, biological process: transmembrane transport.
AUGACAGUCUCCGAAGACUCUGCUCAACCGAAGAGCGUCCCACGCUGGCGUCUGGUGUUUGAUCAAGGCUGUGUAUCUGCCGACAUCGCAAACGACCACUACAAUGGCUCAGGCACAGAAGAAGACCCCUUCCAAGUCUCAUGGUCGGAAACGGACGAGCGCAAUCCCAUGAACUUCUCCGAAGUGAGCAAGUGGCUGAUCACAAUUCUGGUGGGCGUGGCCACCAUGGCCGUCGCCCUAGUCUCAUCUGCGUACUCCGGUGGUAUCAACGAAGUCAUCCUCGAUUUCCGCAUCAGCGAAGAGGUUGCAAUUCUGGGAAUUUCGCUAUUCGUCGUGGGCUUUGCUGUCGGUCCACUUGUCUGGGCCCCACUCAGCGAGCUUUAUGGUCGUCGCUAUAUCAUGAUCGCUAGCGCGGUAGGCCUCACGGCCUUCACGGCCGGCGCGGCCGGUGCUCAGAAUAUUUGGUCACUCAUCAUCCUCCGCUUCUUCGCUGGCACCCUAGGCUCUGCGCCUUUCGCUGUAUCUGGUGGAAUCAUUGCCGACACCUUUCCCAGCGUCAGUCGCGGAUUAGCUAGUGGGCUUUAUUGCGCUGCCCCCUUCUUGGGUCCCACUCUCGGCCCUAUCAUCGGUGGAUUCCUUUCUGAAUCUGCGGGUUGGCGAUGGGUGGAGGGUCUCCUAGCCGCGUUUGCAGGGGUGUUGGCAAUUAUCAUGAUCUUCGCGUUACCGGAAACCUACGCACCAGUUUUAUUGCGCAAGCGCGCUGAGCGUUUGUCUAAACUGUCAGGUCACCUCUACCGGAGUAAGGUCGAUAUCGAGCAAGGCAAAAAGUCACCGGCCGAAGUCUUGAAGGUUGCUCUCUCCAGACCGUGGGUGCUUCUAUUCCGCGAGCCUAUCGUGCUUCUGCUUUCGCUCUACCUCGCUAUUAUUUACGGAAUUCUUUACCUCAUGUUCGCAGCAUUCCCUAUCGUUUUACAAGUGGAACGCGGCUGGAGUGAAGGUCUCGGCGGCCUUGCCUUCCUAGGAAUAUUGGUUGGCAUCAUGUUCUCAGUGGUGGCCACAUUCCCCUUCUACUUCCGAUACAAGAAGAAGGUCCUCUCAACACCAGGUCGCAUUUCCCCAGAGGAACGUCUCCCAGACUCAUUUUACGGCGCCAUCGCACUCCCAAUCGGCCUUUUCUGGUUCGCGUGGACAAACUCUCCACACGUGCACUGGAUGGCACCUAUUGCAGCCGGUGUUCCUUUCGGUUACGGCAUGGUGAUGGUGUUCCUUCCCGUGUUGAACUAUCUGAUUGACGCAUACACUAUUUACGCUGCAUCUGUGCUAGCUGCGAACGCUGCGCUGCGGUCGGUCUUCGGUGCAGCUUUCCCGCUCUUCACUACACCCAUGUAUAAAAACCUAGGCAUCCACUGGGCAUCGAGUAUCCCUGCUUUCCUAGCGCUCGCUUGCGUGCCGAUGCCCUUCCUCUUUUACAAAUAUGGUGCAGGCCUCCGGGCUCGAUGCCAUUGUGCCGCACAAUCCGACGCAUUCAUGGAGAAGCUCUUCGGGAAGCCCGUCCAGCCCCAAAAGGCUGAGGGGGAAGAGGCGGCUGGUGACUCGGCAUAA